CAAAUACGUUUGACAUUGGUGUCAUUUGGAUAGUCGGGUCUGCAGAGGGGACAUCACCAAAUUAUACAGUAACUUGUUUUUAUAUGCCUCUAUAUGCAGCGUCUGUGAACGUUAAACAGGAGUUUAGAGAGCAAACUAAUAAAAUCACAACAUCAGUCCAACAAAUGGCGGAGCCGGAGCUGUCAUCCCCAGCGGACUCGUCCCUGCAGUCCCAGCGUUCAGUGCCGCUCUCGUUGUCGUUCCCGUUCCUGCGAGAGGGCAGUGGCACGUGGGAGAGAGGAACUCUGCAGCCGGGAGAAUUACCCAGUCCGCUGCUCACCAAACGCACACGUACAUACUCCACGACUGUACGUGCUAAUGCGGGUCCCGUCUUUAAGGGUGUGUGUCAGAACUUCUGCAGGUCACAGGGUCAUGGUUACAUCAGACCGGCUCAUGGAGGAGAGGACAUCUUUGUGCACAUCUCCGAGAUUGACGGCGAGUAUGUUCCGAUGGAGGGAGACGAGGUGACGUAUAAGGUGUGUCCAGUCCCACCCAAGAACCUGAAGGUGCAGGCUGUGGAGGUCACCAUCACCCACCUGAAACCAGGAACCAAACACGAGACCUGGACUGGACAGACCACCAGCUCCUAGGACCGCAGCAGAGAGGAUUGUGGGGACAUAAUAAAGGGACGACUGUAUAGCGAAGCAUCAUGGGAGGGUUUUUGAAGGUGGAAGGGAAGACGGAGAAUGCAGAGAAUGUGUUACAUGAGUUUACAAGAUGAGAUCAGGGCAGACACGUGUUGUGUGAAUGCUUUGGUUCUCUAUGCAAUCAUGUAAACGCUGUUGUGUACUUGUGUAGAGUUUGUUUCUAUAGGUGGAAACUAUAGGAGAGAAAGAGAUUAUGCAGGAUGGUCGCACAUCCUCAAAUUCAUGAACUGUGAAAGAGUUUAAAGGGACAGUACACCCAAAAAGGAACAUUCUCUCAUCAUUUACUCACCCUCAUGCCACACUGACUCCAGUGGUUUAAUCCACGUCUUCAGAAGUCAUAUGAUCGUGUGGGUGAGAAACAACCAAUAAAUCAAUAUUUAAUGUUCAUUUUUACUAUAAAUCUCCAAAAGUUUAAAAUGUCGAAAAACAAAUAGUUUUUCCUGGUAUAUUUGACAUGUUGGAGAACAACACCAGAGUUAAUUUAAUGACCUUCCAUACAUACUGUCUUAAAGGUAUAACGUCAAACAUGAAUCAUUUUUUAUAAUUUAUAUAUAUUUUAUUUAUUUUAAUUUUUUUUAAGUUAUAAUAUCUUACUUUUGGGUAUGCCAUUUAAACAUUAUAUCCUUAAAAAUGAACUCCGGGUGUAAGUGGUUAAAUAUUGAUCUGUUUCUCACCCACACCUAUCAUAUCACUUCAGAAGACAUGGAUUAAACCACUGGAUUACUUUUAUGCUGCCUUUAUGUGCUUUUUUGUGCUUCAAAGUUCUGGUCACCAUCCACUUGCAUUGUAUGAACCUACAGAGCUGAGAUAUUCUUCUAAACAUCUCAAUUUGUGUUCUGCAGAAGAAGGGAAGUCAUACACAUCUGGGAUGGCAUGAGGGUGAGUAAAUGAUGACAGAACUUAUAGUUUUGUGUGUACUGCCCCUUUAAUGCAGCGAUUUAGAGGCGCACACGUCGCUGUUUUCAGCUCUAUUUAUUUUUAUGCAUUAAUUGUGGGUAAUUUUAUGGUAAAAGGGUGAACCUCAUGAAACCCGUCAAAUGAAUGUUCAGCUCAUAUUUCACAGCAAAAUAAUAAACUUAAAAUAAAAUAAAGCCUUUUUUAGUACCAUAAAAAUGGUACUGUUGGGCCCUUGGCCCUAUCUGCUCCAGGAGCACUGUGUCAUGGCUGACCCUGAACUCUGACCCCAGCUUAGCUGGCAUGUGUGAAAAGAAAUACAUUUCACUGUAUAUAUGCAAACAUGUAAGUGUACUGUGACCAAAAUAAAAUAAAGGGUCUUGUGAGAUUUGCGCAAUAAGUUAU
This is a messenger RNA of Xyrauchen texanus (razorback sucker), 1985 nucleotides long. RefSeq names its product cold shock domain-containing protein C2-like. The transcript has 3 exons. Gene Ontology annotation, molecular function: mRNA 3'-UTR binding. Gene Ontology annotation, biological process: regulation of mRNA stability. Lineage: Eukaryota; Metazoa; Chordata; Actinopteri; Cypriniformes; Catostomidae. The record is from RefSeq and is a predicted model, not a curated record. Bases 84 to 629 code for a protein of 181 amino acids. Gene Ontology annotation, cellular component: cytoplasm.